AUGCCCGUGCGAAAGCCCAGCAAGUAUGGCAACAACCUCAGAGCGGCUAAGUCCUCGGUCCGGUCGCAACGACCCAGGACGAUUGAGGCUUCCGAACUUCGAUCGACCGAGGGCACAUCCCAAGAUGAAAAGAUGCAGGCGACCAGGCUUGCAAACAGUAUAGACGAGGCUAUGGGCUUUCCCAAAUUCGAUUCUGGAAAGAAAAGAGUCGGGUGGCUCUACAAUAUGCACAGUACCUCGAUAGAGGACUCGAGAGUGCCGGGCGGUCGUGCUGGUGUGGACUUCUACUUCAUUGACGAUAAUGGCGACAAUUUCAAAGCCACCGUUGAAUACGAUCCUUACUUUUUGAUCGCAGUCAAGCGCGGACGAGAGCCAGAGGUGGAGGAAUGGUGUAAACGCAUGUUUGAGGGCAUGGUCAAGACAGUUUUGAAAGUUGAGAAGGACGACCUUUCGAUGCCCAAUCACUUGCUGGGAUACAAGAGAACGUUUCUUAAACUCACAUUUCCUAAUGUUUCCGACCUGUUAUCCGUUCGGAAGGUCAUCAUGCCCAUUGCGGAGAAGAACAAGGACAAGAUCACCGCAAUGGACACCUACGCCGAAGUAGCAACUGCUACCGCUGGAUUCGAUAUCUUUGACGAAGAAGCUGUCCAGGAUAAAAGAUCAAAUGCCAUUCUUGAGGCCAGCGAGUACAUUACCGACAUUCGAGAAUACGAUGUGCCAUACCACGUCAGAGUUACUAUCGAUCUGGACAUCCGGAUAGGCAAAUGGUACACCGUGGAGGCGAAGCAUGGGCAGAUAUCACUCACCUGCAUCGAGGAGCGACUGCAGCGUGCUGACCCCGUGGUCCUGGCAUUCGACAUCGAGACCACGAAACUGCCUCUGAAAUUUCCAGACGCUGUCAUUGACCAGGUCAUGAUGAUAUCGUACAUGAUCGAUGGACAAGGGUUUCUCAUUGUCAACCGCGAGAUCGUGUCGGAGGAUAUUGCAGAUUUCGAUUAUACACCUAAACCUGAGUAUCAGGGGCCCUUUCUCACCUUUAAUGAAAAGGACGAACGUGCUCUCCUCGAGCGUUUCUUCGACACUAUAAAACAAGCGCGACCGACAGUCAUUGCGACUUACAACGGUGACUUCUUCGAUUGGCCUUUCGUCGAGGCGCGUGCGAGUGUGCUUGGGAUCGAUAUGUACGCGGAGAUCGGGUUUCGCAAAAACAGCGAAGACAUCUACCAGAGCAACUAUUGUGCCCAUCUUGACUGCUUCGCGUGGGUGAACAGAGACAGCUAUCUUCCUCAAGGGAGUCGAGGCUUGAAAGCUGUCACAGUUGCGAAGCUCGGCUACGAUCCUGAUGAGCUCGACCCCGAAUUAAUGACACCCUACGCCAGUGAACACCCUCAGAUCUUGGCUGAAUAUUCAGUCUCAGAUGCGGUUGCGACCUACUACCUCUACAUGAAGUAUGUCCAUCCAUUUAUCUUCGCUCUGUGCACUAUUCUGCCCCUAAAUCCAGAUGACACACUGCGCAAAGGUACUGGCACCCUUUGUGAGAUGCUCUUGAUGGUGCAGGCAGAGAAGAAGAACAUCGUUCUCCCGAACAAGCACAAGGAGCCUCGAGAAGCAUUUUGGGGAGGCCAUCUACUCGACUCAGAGACGUAUGUUGGUGGUCACGUCGAAAGUAUUGAGGCUGGAGUAUUUCGAGCCGAUAUUCCGGUCAAUUUCGCAAUCGAACCCGAAGCUAUUGACGAAUUGCUACGGGAUCUGGACGACGCUUUGAAGUUUUGCAUCACAGUCGAGGAAAAGAAAUCAUUGGACGAUGUUACGAAUUAUGACGAAGUCAAGAAAGAUAUUACUGAAAAGCUCUUGAGCCUGAAGAAUACACCUAAUCGACUGGAGCGGCCCCUGAUUUACCAUUUGGAUGUCGCGUCCAUGUAUCCCAACAUUAUGACCACCAACCGGCUGCAGCCCGAUUCUAUGAUCACUGAGUCCGACUGUGCUGCGUGCGAUUUCAACAGACCUGGAAAGACCUGCGACCGUCGCUUACCAUGGGCAUGGAGAGGAGAAUUUCUGCCCGCCAAGCGAGAUGAGUACAACAUGAUCAGAAGAGCCGUUGCGAACGAGACGUUCCCUGGCAAAGGCCCGAAGUCUUUGGUGCGAACAUUCCAAGAUCUGAGUCUCGAUGAACAGGCGUCAAUUGUACGGAAAAGGCUACAAGACUAUUCCAAGAAGAUCUACCACAAGAUUCACGACUCGAAGACCAUCGAACGAGAAGCCAUCAUUUGCCAAAGGGAAAAUCCAUUCUACGUCAACACCGUCAGAGAUUUCCGUGAUCGAAGAUAUGAUUACAAAGGCAAGCAAAAGGUCUGGAAAGGGAAGACUGAGGAGCUUAAAAGCUCGGGUGCUCCUGCUACAGAAGUUGAGGAUGCGAAGAAGAUGAUUACCCUCUUCGAUUCUCUGCAACUAGCGCAUAAGGUCAUCUUGAACUCAUUCUAUGGCUACGUUAUGCGAAAAGGCUCCCGGUGGUAUUCGCUCGAGAUGGCUGGUGUCACCUGCCUCACAGGUGCUCGUAUCAUUCAGAUGGCUCGUGAACUAGUAGAGAGGAUUGGUCGUCCACUCGAGCUUGACACAGACGGCAUUUGGUGCAUGCUACCAGCUACGUUCCCUGAGAACGUUCUUGUGACGCUCAAGAAUGGCAAGAAGUUGGCUGUCUCAUACCCUUGCAUCAUGCUCAACCAUCUGGUGCAUCGCAAGUUCACUAACCAUCAGUACCAAACGCUCUCCGAUCCGAAGACGCUCAAAUACGAGACUCACAGCGAUAACUCGAUCUUCUUUGAGGUAGACGGACCUUACAAGGCCAUGGUUCUUCCUACGUCCUUGGAAGAAGACAAGAAUCUGAAGAAGCGAUAUGCUGUUUUCAAUCACGACGGCAGUCUUGCUGAGCUGAAGGGCUUCGAAGUCAAGCGAAGAGGUGAAUUGAGACUGAUCAAGAUCUUCCAGACGCAAAUCUUUAAGGUCUUCCUGGAUGGCACUACUCUGGCUGAGGUUUAUAGCGCAGUUGCCAGAGUAGCCAACCGCUGGCUUGAUGUUCUCCACCAACACGGAACUACACUUGCAGACGAAGAGCUGAUCGACCUUAUCUGUGAGAACAAGAGUAUGACGAAGACACUCGAGGAGUACGGAACACAAAAAUCCACGUCCAUCACAACUGCGAAGCGUCUAGCAGAAUUCCUUGGUGAGAACAUGGUGAAAGAUAAGGGUCUUAAUUGCAAAUACAUCAUCUCGGCAAAGCCUCGCAACGUUCCAGUCACCGAUCGAGCCAUUCCUGUGGCCAUUUUCUCGGCCGAGGAAAACGUAAAGCGCCAUUAUCUUCGCCGUUGGUUGAAAGAGGAUCCUCAAGAUAUGGACCCCAGAACUGUUAUUGACUGGGACUACUACCUCGACCGUCUCGGCUCAGUCAUUCAAAAGCUUGUUACGAUCCCGGCUGCUCUGCAGCGAAUCGAGAAUCCUGUGCCUCGUGUUGCUCACCCCGAAUGGCUGCAGAAGCGCAUCAAUACAAGGGAUGACAAGUUUCAGCAGCAGAAAAUGACGGACCUGUUCAAGAGGGAGAAGAAGCCUCUAUCAGAGGUUCCGUUGAAUCUGCUCGACCAUCGACUGCCUGCUUCAGGUGAUGUUGAAGACGUCCUUGACCACCAACUCAAGCCUCGAGUCCAGCCGCAACCGACUGUGCAGAAGCGCAAGGCAGUGGACUCGGCCAAUGCCGAUCCGUUCGCGUCGCUUCCUGCUAAAAUGCCGGACAUUGAUGAGGACUAUCCGGCGUGGUUACAAUAUUCGAAGCAGAAAUGGAAGAUCCAGAGGCAAGCUCGAGCUCGUCGGCGGCAGCUCUUUGGAGAACGUACCAACGUGACCACCGAUGCUAUUGGGAGCUUCUUCCGCAACCAAGCAGAAAUGUUGUUUAUCAAUACGUGGCAGGUGUUGCAACUUCGCGACGGCGACACACCCGGUGAGGUCAAAGCUUUCGUUUUGAUUGGCAACAAGAUUCACACCCUUUCGAUCAAGGUGCCACGCGUGUUGUACCUUAACCUGAAAGGCGAAGAGCUCCCUGACAUUGAAGUUCCAGAUUGCGAGGUUGAGAAGGUGACCCACACAUUGCCGAAUGGCCAUCCGUCUGUACACCUGUUCCAGUUGACCAUGAGCGAAGAUACCUAUCUCCGAGAAGCCGAGAAUGUGUCGCUGCUCUGCAAUCAUUCCAGCGUCGAAGGUGUCUACGAGCAGCAGAUGCCUCUAUUCACACGUGCGAUUCUCAAGCUGGGGAACCUGUGCUCGUUUGACGAGAGCCAAAAGGGUGUACUUGGAAAAGGCCUCGAUCAAGGCUUCGAUCUCUCAUCCCUGAUCAGAAGCCCUGCGCAGUCGUCGUACGUGGAGGAUCCUGGCAUGAUGAGCUACCUUUACCUGUACCACAUCGCUGCUGGUGAACGCCAAGUUUUCGCACUCAUGUCAACUGCUCGCCUGGAAGCUCACAUCAUUGUGCUUAGCCGUACACGCGACGUACAGGGCCUGCCGAAUGUCGAGAAAAUGUACUCGGAGCAACUACAGCGCAAGAACCAAGCCGCUGCGGAGGCAGGCGAGCCAAUUCCUGCACCAGUCUUUGAUUAUCAGGAGACGUUGAAAUUCAAGACAUCCCAAGUUACAACGAAGCGCAAAGCUCACCUUGAAAUUGCCGACAUCAUCAAGAAAUGGAAAUCGGAGGAGACGCGGCCAACUAUGCUCAUUAUGCAGACUACGCAGCGCCAGCAAAUCAUGCACGACAUCAGGAUAUUGAAGGAGUAUCCAGUCAUCAAUCUACGGACGGACGAGGUGGAUGCUGAUUUCCCACCACUUGGUUGGCAAGCUUUCAUUUUCAAACGUCUCGUUGGUCAUUAUUUGACCAUGGAAAAUUGGCUUUCGCAUCUCGUCGAAUUGGCUCGAUAUGGCGACGUGCCUGUUUGUAACCUUGAGAAGGACGAUCCCCGAUACCUCAUUGAUCUGGCAUACGCACGCCGCCUGCAGAGCAACAACGUGGUCUUGUGGUGGGCGGGCAAUCCGCGGCCAGAUCACGCCGGCCAUGAGAAGGACGACAUUCUCGGUUCUUUGCAGGACGUGGUUGAGAUGCCGAAAAUCAACAAUGCUGGCGCGUACACUUCCGUCUGCAUUGACGUCGAGGUUCAGAAUCUGGCUAUCAACACCAUCCUCACAUCUUCGCUGAUCAACGACCUUGAGGGCUCAUCGGACUCGGUUGCGUUCAAUCCGGCUACUGAUGACUUUCCAUCCGAUGAGGCUGGUGGCAUCGCCAAAGCUCAGUCAGGGUUUGCGCAGGCGUCAUUGCAAGUGCUCCGGGAGAUGGUCAAAAGCUGGUGGACUGAAGCCUGCAUGGGCAAUCGUCUAGCCGACCUUAUGGUUCAACAUCUGGUGCGGUGGAUUCAGUCGCCAGCAUCCUGCUUGUAUGACCGGCACUUGCAUUACUACGUGCAGAUGAUGUCCAAAAAAGCGUUUCAGCAGCUAGUGACGGACUUCCGACGCGUGGGUUCUCAGGUUGUCUACGCCAGCCCGACACGCCUUCUGCUGCAGACCUCGAAGCAGGACGUUACUAAUGCGUACGCAUAUUCGCAAUACAUCCUCAAAGCCAUCAAGCAGAAACCAUUGUUCAACUUCAUCGAGCUCGCAAUUACAGACUAUUGGGACGUUCUGCUUUGGUACGAUCCGUACAACUAUGGUGGGAAGGGCACGUCUGAGAUCGAUGAGCAUACAGAUGACCAGCGGCUGGACACCGUUGUCUACUGGCAAGUUGCGCAAUUUUUGCCCGCGUCACUUCAACCAAUUUUCGAGGACUGGAUCAUUGAGUUCAUCGAGACCAUCCUUAAGUUGAAACGCCCGGAGGCUAGCCAGGAAGUUGACGGUACACCACGGCAAACACAGCUUCCUCAAAACACUUUCAUCAGCUUGACCGAAGACCCCACUAGCACGGUGGUUACGAGCGUCUUGCAAGAUGAUUUUUCCAAACCUUUGACGAAGCAAAUCAAGGCUCUCAUCCGUCGACAGCGGGAUGAAAUGCUUCAUCCUGAGCUAGAGACGGACUGGCACUUUCCAUCACACCUGCCGGGCGGCAGUCUUGCUCACAAAGAUGGUUCGCAGCGGAGAAGAGAUCCCGUGCUGGAGCUUGUAAAGGCGCUGAUGCAGAUGGUCUCGCUCUCGAAGCCACUUCAGCUCGAGGCUCGGCUUUUGCGCAAAGAACUACUGCAGCUCUUUGAGGUACGCGAGUUCGGGACAGAGGCUCGUUUUGAGAACCCAAGCAAGAGCCUUCAAUUCGAUACGCUAGUCUGCGACCAGUGUACUGCUCUACGCGAAAUGGACUUGUGCCGCGAUGAGGAUGUCAUUCCAGCUCCCAAUCCAGAGGACCCAUCGCAGAUGGUAGAGAAGCCAUGGAACUGCCACAGCUGCGGAAACGAAUUUGACCAUCAUGUACUGGAGGAGGGACUGAUAGCUCGGGUUGAGCAAGAGAUGGUGAGGUGGCAUACGCAGGACUUAAGGUGUACGAAGUGUGGUGGGCUGCAGGGCGAGGAUAGUGCUCUUCGGGAGCAUUGCACGUGUGGUGGUGAAUGGGGCCCAAGUGUGGACCGGAGCGGCAUAAAGGAGAAGGUGAGAGUGAUGCAGCGUGUGGCUGAUACCUACGGUAUGCGGCUCUUGACGAGUGUCAUUGAGGGUGUCAAGACAAUGGGAAUGGUGUAA
This is a messenger RNA of Cyphellophora europaea CBS 101466, 6750 nucleotides long. RefSeq lists its product as uncharacterized. Gene Ontology annotation, cellular component: nucleus; epsilon DNA polymerase complex. The transcript has a single exon. The coding region runs from base 1 to 6750 and encodes 2249 amino acids. Gene Ontology annotation, molecular function: DNA-directed DNA polymerase activity; DNA binding; zinc ion binding. The record is from RefSeq and is a predicted model, not a curated record. Lineage: Eukaryota; Fungi; Ascomycota; Eurotiomycetes; Chaetothyriales; Cyphellophoraceae. Gene Ontology annotation, biological process: nucleotide-excision repair, DNA gap filling; DNA replication; mitotic cell cycle.